AUGGGAGAAGAAGUCGCCGCGCUGCACGUGGCGGCCGCGUCACCGCCCGCCAGCGGCGUAUUGUCGCCUCGCAACGACUUUUUCGUCUCACAACGUGCCGCCACCGACUUCGAGCUGAGUCGUCUGGACACGCUGUCGCUCGAAGAGCAGGAGAUCUUAGCCAACAUCCAGGAGCUGCAACUGCAACUCAUGCAACUCCGCGCCGAGCAGGAGGAGGACAGCGACGACGACUCGACAGAUAAGCCACUCAAUUCCUCUGGCAACCAGCUCAUCGUCGUGUCCAACAACCUGCCAGUAUUACUCGAACGUCAGCCACAAACUGGACGCUGGAAAGCCACUAAAACCACCGGCGGAUUGGACAAACUCAUGUGCCUUACAGGCGUGCGAGCCGAAAUGAACUUCCUGUGGGUCGGCUGGGUAGGUCAGCAUAUCCCCAAGAGCGAACACGAGGCUGUUCGUCGCCUACUACUGCAACACAACUGCCUCCCUGUCUUCUUAUCUUCCGACGUGGCGUCAAGACACACAGGCUUCUCUUCCGAAGUGUUAUGGUCGCUAUUCCACUACGUAUCGGAGCCUGUUCCGUUCACUUUCAACACUGGCAACAGCUCGAGUUUCCAUCCGACCAAAAGGUUCAACAAACAAGACUGGAGAGCGUAUGAGUCAGCGAACGAGAGCUUCGCCGACGCUAUAGCCGAGAUGUACAACGAAGGGGACUCGGUAUGGGUCCACGACUACCAUCUCAUGUUGCUACCGUCUCUACUACGUCAACGGAUCCCUCUGUGUCGCAUCGGAUGGUUCUUACACACGCCAUUCCCAGCUUCAGACGUAUAUUGUCGUCUCCCUGUACGCUCCCAGCUACUGACGGGUGUUCUACAAGCAGAUCUUGUGGGUUUCCAGACGUUUGACUACGAACGUCACUUCCUUUCCACGUGUCAUCGACUUUUAGGCGUCGAAUGCUCACAUAAAGGCGUCCGAAGUGUCUCACCCGACCGUGACCACUUCACAUCGAUCGGUGUGUUCCCAAUUGGCAUCAGUUUGGAGCCAUUUGCACGUGCAGCAUCCAGUAUGCCCACACUGAAUCGCGUGAAUGAGCUACACGACAAAUUCGGCGGCAAACGGAUCAUUCUGGGCAUAGAUCGACUGGAUAAUAUCAAGGGAAUACCGCACAAGAUGUUGGCGAUGGAAAUGCUACUGGAUCGAUUCCCCGAGUGGCAACACAAUGUUGUUCUAGUGCAAAUUGGCAUCUCGUCACGUUCCGGAGUGGUUGACAGCAAGUCUACAGGCGCUAACGACAACACGCGACGUGCCAGUGCCAGUAGCGCCAGUGGAGACAGCAGUGCGCUGCUUCCUCGCUCCGCCUCGUAUCCUAUUGUAGGCCCAACAAGCUCCACGGGCAGUGACAGCCCUAUCAAGAGUCUAUCGGAGUCUCCACCCAAGGCUGCGAGUCCAAUGGCAGGCGGGAAGGGCAAUAUCGGCUACGAUCCGUGUCACCAACUCGAGAUGAGCUCGCACAGCUAUCACAAUAUCGUUACGCAAGUGAACCAGAUUGUCGGACGCAUUAACGGCAUCUUCGGGACGCUCGAUUACGCUCCGAUCCACUUUAUCCAGCAGCAAGCAACUCCGCAUGAAGAGUUGUGCGCAUUGUACGACUUGGCUGACGUUUGUCUGGUGACGUCGACUCGAGAUGGGAUGAAUCUCGUCUCGCACGAGUUCAUCGUGUGUCAGCAGCAUUUCAUGCGCAACAAAGACGAACGGAAGAAAGCAGCGCGUGCUGCAACAAGAAAGUUGAGUAGCAGUCUCACCAAGAGUGGCGUGCUGUCUCCCAUCCAAUCCCCAAGACAAUCGUCGGCGUCUGUGUUGACAGACUGGGAAGGCGAAGACGGAGGGCCCGGAGUGUUGGUGGUGAGCGAGUUCGCAGGCUGCUCCCAGUCUCUGAGUGGCGCUAUCGUCGUGAAUCCGUGGAAUAUUGAAGACGUCGCGUUGAGUGUUCACCAAGCGUUGAGUAUGUGUCGCACGGAGCGGGAGAUCCGUCAGCAGAAACUCUAUCGCUACGUGUCCUCGAACACGGCGUCAGCGUGGGGGGAGCAGUUCUUGGAAGAACUUAAUGAAGCAGUCGAGAAGAACCGCAAGUCGUCGACUCAACUGCCGAAACUGGACAGGAAAACCAUCGUCCGAGCGUAUCGAAGUGCGCAGAACCGCGUGAUUAUCUUGGAUUAUGACCGGACGUUGACACCGCAGCAUUCGCUGCUGCCUCUUGCAGCCGUUGGACCGAAUUUUAAGGCUCUACUUGACGCACUGAGUACGGACGAACGUAACACGGUGUUUAUCGUCAGUGGACGAGAGAGGAAGUUCCUGGAGACGUGGCUUAAUGGUGUACGAGUCGGUGUGGCAGCAGAAGAUGGAUUCUUCUAUCGUAUGAACUUGAGUAACACGCGCGAACAUUGGAAGACGAUGAGUAAGUUUCAGUAUGACGUCGCUACUGCUCGAUCGGGUGGUAGUACAGCGACGAUGGCGGGUGUGGGAAGUGUUAUUGGCAGUCUGGAUGCGUCGUACUCUAGUGAAGCGCACAGUAUGAUGCAUAUGAGCAUGGGGAGUCUGCCAGCGUAUUCUCGACACAGCUCUGUGCCCGGAUCUACAAAUACAGGAGACAACACACCAGUCGCGGGGAGUAUCGCGCCGACAGACGACUCAUUCGGUGGCGAUGAUAUGUCGUGGAAGGACUUAGUGCUGCCUACCAUGCUCACGUUCACAGACCGAACGCCAGGAAGCUAUAUCGAAGACAAGGAGAGCUCGUUGACGUGGCAUUAUGGCGACGCGGAUCCGCAUUUCGGUAGCUGGCAAGCGAAGGAUUUACAGAUCAUUUUAGAGCGACAACUCAUCGGUACAGCGCUGGAAGUGUAUCAGGGUCACAUGUCUGUUAGUGUGGAGCACGAAGGCUGCACGAAGACGCGGAACGACCAAGCUGUUGACUUUGUACUCUGUGUGUGCGACGACGUGACGGAUGAUCAAAUGUUCCAGACGUUGAAUGCGCUGGUAGCCGAGUCGAAUGAACGUCAUGACGAGAGGAAAAGAAAAGAAGAAGAAGAGGCAGAGAACGAGCGGAUCCGCAGGAAUUCCAUCGCGUUGAGUAGCUCUGCGUCGUCUCAGCUUCGUGCUCAGGCUGUGCCGUCUGCUGCGCACGUCUCAAAGGCGAAACCUCGCAUGCCACGUCCUCGAGGAAAUGGCGUGACGGAUGAGUUGGACCCGACAGUUAAACUCAAAGCAGUGAGAAGACGACACCACAACGAGCAGAUAAUUGGGGCAGCAGCUGCAGCAGUGCGAGGACAUGACGAGUAUUCCACCGACGACGAUGACGAGCUGGACGCUGGAGAUGUAAUGGAUGACGACAACAAGGUGGCGUUCAGUCGCUUACAGAAGGUGCCUGUGCGUUUGGCCGAGAACGUCGAGAUCUUUGCUGUUGUUGUGGGGCCGGAUGUUCAACAUAGCGGAGGUCGUCACGCGUGUUCGUUUGCAGUCGACUCGUUGGCUGAUGUGCGUAAAGUUCUCAAAGAGUUCGUGGAUGAAAGUCGCGAACGAGGAACAGCAGAUGGCGGAGAUGACAUAGCUUCGUUAUCGCCUCCGUAG
This is a messenger RNA of Phytophthora infestans T30-4, 3624 nucleotides long. Its product is annotated as alpha,alpha-trehalose-phosphate synthase [UDP-forming], putative. Gene Ontology annotation, cellular component: cytosol. Bases 1 to 3624 code for a protein of 1207 amino acids. NCBI's taxonomy places the organism in Eukaryota, Oomycota, Peronosporomycetes, Peronosporales, Peronosporaceae. Gene Ontology annotation, molecular function: catalytic activity. Gene Ontology annotation, biological process: trehalose biosynthetic process. The transcript has 3 exons. The record is from RefSeq and is a predicted model, not a curated record.